AUGGCACGGAACAGAAAACCCGUAAACAGGCAUCGACGUUUAGCCGAAGAGAUCCUCACUCCUCCAGCCUCCUUGACUCCAGAUCAGACCAUUGCUCGCAUACUCAACGCCAAUGGCAAGGACCUCUACACUGUGCAGACCCCAGGCUCCACCACCCUCCUGGUCGAACUCGAGGUUCGAUUCAGAGGGGUCAUCUUUGUCAGGCGUGGCGGUUAUGUGCUCGUUGAUACUUCCCCUGUUUCGGAGCGCACCAACAAAAUCCAAGGCCUGAUUGUGAACGUCAUCGGAGACGAGAGCAGGUGGAGGAAACAAUCAUAUUGGCCUCAAGAGUUUGUCAAAAAGGUUGUGUCCGAAGACAGUGAUGAGGGAGAGUCGGUGGUUGGAAAGAUGCCCCCGUCAGACAGUGAGGAUGGACAACCCGAAGAUUGA
Molecule: messenger RNA, 429 nt
Organism: Rhinocladiella mackenziei CBS 650.93
Lineage: Eukaryota; Fungi; Ascomycota; Eurotiomycetes; Chaetothyriales; Herpotrichiellaceae
Exons: 1
Coding region: 1-429 (142 amino acids)
Biological process (GO): translational initiation
Cellular component (GO): nucleus
Molecular function (GO): translation initiation factor activity; RNA binding
Source: RefSeq, a predicted model, not a curated record